This is a messenger RNA of Cylicocyclus nassatus, 1250 nucleotides long. Lineage: Eukaryota; Metazoa; Nematoda; Chromadorea; Rhabditida; Strongylidae. The record is from the annotation of a GenBank genome assembly.
AUGGUCAGAAGUAAGAACUCAGCUGAUGAAGCGCUCUUCGCUGAUAGUUACCAACAAUACGUCAAUGACUUCAUUGACGUAGACUGCGUUGGAAACAUCAGCGUUGGGACACCGGGAAGAGCUUUCCAAGUUGUGCUCGACACAGGUUCAGCAAAUUUUUGGGUGCCAGACAUUUCAUGUGCUCCACCUGGAGGAAGAGAAGGAUGUGAUGACUCUUUAUGUGAACCAGGCUUGGCAUGCGCAAUCUUCUGCCCAGAGAGGAAGAGGACUCAUUGCUGCAGUGAAGCCUUACGAGCGCAAAGAUACACAUGUAGAGGAAAGAAUACGUACGACCCCAAGAAUUCCACUUCGCAAAGACCUCAUGAAGGCUCUUGGUCAAUCCAAUAUCGCACGCAUAAAGUGAAUGGCAUCUAUAUUCUUGAUUUACUGAAGCUUGGAGACGAAAAUUUCUUGAUUAACGAUGUGGUUGUAGGUAGAGCAACGUGGAUUGGUGAUCAUUUCAGAAAACUUCCAAUCGAUGGAGUACUUGGACUAGCAUUCCAAAAAUUAGCCGAAAACCAUGUCAGACCGCCAUUUGUACAAGCCUAUGAAUCUGGAGUAGUUGCACCCAUAUUCACAGUGCAUCUCAACCGACCAAAUGAAGGAGGUACACACGCUGGUGUGUACACAUAUGGAGGAACUGAUAAUGUUAACUGUAAAGAUGAUGUGGUCUAUCAGGAAUUAACGCGUGCUGGAUAUUGGCAGUUUGAGCUGAAAAGCGUUUCAAGUGGAAAUUUUCAUGCAAGUGCAAGCUGGGAAGCUAUUUCGGAUACGGGUACUUCCUUCAUUCGUGCACCGCAAAGCAUAGUCGAAAAACUAGCAGAAGCAUUACAGGCAGAGUACAGCAUGGAAGAAGAUAUUUACUUUACUGACUGCGAUGGAUUUCCAAAGAUUGGGUUUGUUAUUGGUAACAACAAUUACACUGUGAAAGGACACAGCAUACUGAUAACGUUGGAAGAAUUCAAAUGCUAUCUGGCUCUGUCAAGCAUUGAUUCGGGCUCCUUUGGACCUAGUUGGAUUCUUGGAGAACCCUUUAGGCAGUACUGCAACAUUUAUGACAUGCAGAAGCAAAGAAUUGGAUUCAGUACAUCACUUCCAGAAGAAGAAGGAUGAAAGUAAUGGACCAUUGUAGUCAUAGAUGUUUUAGACAACUACAAUUUCACCAACUAUGUCCUCUUGUAUUAUUGAAAGACCACAAAUUUAAUCAUGGG